Molecule: messenger RNA, 610 nt
Organism: Erythranthe guttata (spotted monkey flower)
Lineage: Eukaryota; Viridiplantae; Streptophyta; Magnoliopsida; Lamiales; Phrymaceae
Source: RefSeq, a predicted model, not a curated record
AUACAAACAAUCGUUAGGGAACUGUUAGGGGCUUGGUGAAUGUUUUAGGCACCCCUAAUCUUGCUGAUUACUUCCCGGUUCUUAAGUUGAUCGAUCCACAAGGCACUAAGCGCAAGGCAGAGGGUUACUUUGGGAUGUUGCUAGCGAUGUUCGAUGAAAUAAUUAGCGAAAGGAUGCAAUCGAGGUGCAUGUUAUCAUCUCCUGAUUAUCCUAAGAAAAAGGAUUUACUUGAAGUAAUCAUCGAUCUCAACCUAGAAAGUGAUUAUGACUUGAGGUUGGAGGACAUAAAGCACUUUCUUUUGGAGCAGAAUCAAUCUCAAAUACCACGGAAUGGGCAAUUGUGGAACUUCUCGCAUUGGCGUCACUCCUCCAUGGUGAUCAAGCGAGCUUCCACGAAUUUAAUUCCAGAGAUUGAUGCGAGCCCUAUAAGACAAAUGCAAGCCACAGUACGAGCCUCCAAAUGGUACGUUAAAAAUAAAGAUUUAACCAUAUUUGGUAAUGGCAGUGAUCUAUUCAAUACACUGCCUAAUUUUAAUAUGCGACACAUCACACAUUAGAUUCCUGUAUCACUAGACGAUUCAUCGAUUCGAAUCCGUCUGCGUAAAACUAA